CUGGAGGUUCUGAAGGUUCUGGGAUCAGCUGCUGAUGGUUUCAGACGGUCACGUGACGACGUUGACAUGGCAGCGGUUGUGUGGGUGUAGCGAGCUAACAGCUCCGAGCGAACAUCGAACAGCUAACAGCUCCGAGCUAACAGCUAACAGCGAAGAGCUAACAGCUAACAGCUCCGAGCGAACAUCGAACAGCUAACAGCUCCGAGCUAACAGCUAACAGCGAAGAGCUAACAGCGAAGAGCUAACAGCUAACAGCUCUGAGCUUACAGCUAACAGCGAACAGCGAAGAGCUAACGGUAAAGAGCUAACAGCGAAGAGCUAACAGCAAAGAGCUAACAGCUAACAGCGAAGAGCGAACAGCGAAGAGCCGCGUCUUCACGAUGGCGCCGAAGAGUAAAAGCAAGAAGGCGGGGAAGGGGAAGGGGAAGUCCCCCGCGGUGGUGGACGGUCAUUCCACCGAGGAGAUGUCCAAGGACCAGCUGGAGCAGCACAUCGUCCGCCUGCGGGAGGAGCUGGAGCGCGAGCGUGAGGAGCGGAGCUACUUCCAGCUGGAGACGAACAAGAUCCAGGGCUUGUGGGAAGUUUCCCGCGUGGAGCUGGAGCGAGAGAAGGACAAGCUGAGGGUCGGCCAGCGGGAGAGGGAGGAGGCAGAGGAGCGCCACCGCGUGGAGAUCAGUGUUUACAAGCAGAAGCUGAAACACGUCCUGUCCGAGCAGCACCAGAACGUCUCAGAGCUCAAGAUGGACGCCGCCGCCGCCGCCUCGCUGCUGCAGCGGCAGAACACGGAGUCGGAGCUCGGCCUGCGGACAGACACACAGGGCCUGCAGGCGGACGGCAGGGAGAAGAGGCUCCGCGACGACAACUGCAUCGAGGAGCUGACACUGAAACACCAGGUGGAGCUGAUGGAGCUGACGAACGACUUCGACCGGAGGGUCAGAGGACUGGAGGUCAAACACCACAAGAAGAUGCAGGUGAUGAUGGAGGCAGAGGGCAGGAAGCGGAGGUCAGAGGUCAACGAGCUGGAGGACAGGAUGAACCGUCGCGUGGCGUCGCUGAUGGAGGAACACGCUCGAGCUCUGAGGGGCGCUGAGGAAUAUCACUGUGGAGUCCAGAGCAAGAUCCUGACGGACCAGAAAGUUCUUGAGGAGGAAGCAGCCGAGGUGCAGAAGCAGCUGCUGAGAGCAGACCAUCAGCUCUCAGUUGCGCAGCAGGAGAACAGACGUCUGCGUGAGUCUCUGCAGGAGAACCAGCAGAAGCUGCCGGAGCUGCGGCUGCAGCUGCAGGACUACAACCGGGCCCGGGCCCAGAUGGUGACAAGUCGAGCUCGUGUGAAGGUCGUGGAGGAGGAGCUGAGGGAUCUGACGGUGGAGCACGAGCUGCUGCUGCAGGCCUUCGAGAAGGUUCAGCAGGAGCGUGACGAGCUGCUGAGGAGGCAGAUGGACGCCAUUUUGGAUCUACAGCAGAAGAGCGGACUGAAGGAGCUGCUGCUGGAGAGAAAACUGGCAGCUCUGACUCAAACCGUGGAAAAGAAGGAGGCUCAGCUCUGCGCCGUGCUGUCCACCGCCGCCGACCAGGAGGCCGGCUGCAGCGCCGCGAACAAACUGCAGGAGAUCUUGGUGUCGAAGCAGAACACCAUCGGUUCCUUGCAGCAGGACUUGGCUCGAGAGUGUCAGGAGUACGACCAGCUGCUGACGACCUGCGCGGAGCGGCUCAGCGCUCGGGGAGUUCCACUGUACGACUUCCCCUUCAGAACGUCGCAGCAGAUCCUGAAUGCACCGCCGGCCAAACACUGAGUGAGUCAGGUUCACUCAGCGGCGCCACCUGGAGGCCGCACCUGGAACUGUCCACACAAACUAAUCAUCAAGAUCCCGAUUAAUAAUCAGGCAUGAAGAUGAAGAAUCAUGAGAAAAAAGUAUUUAUAUUUAAAUUCAUGGACUCUGGUUCAGUGUGAACAUCGUUCCACCAAUGAGGAGCCAGAACAGAGCAGACAGGAUGUAUAUGAGCGGUGGCUCCGCCCCCUCGCAGUGAGGAAGGAGCAGAGCGAGUUGUAGUCCAGAUGUGAGACAACAGAACAGCUGGUCCAGUGUCCCACCGGGGUCAUGCUGCUGAGGAAACUCGCAUCAUGCACCCUGUCUCUGUCCUGUCUUCAUCAUCACCUUUAUAUUAUUGGAUAUACUGUAUAUUAUGUCAUUGCAUCAGUUAGAAUUAUUAUUAUUAUUGUCAUCGUAAGAACCACACUGUUCUCUCUCCUGAAGAUAAUGAUGAAGUUCAGAUUUGACGUUUGUUCCUCUGAAGGUCAAAGUGAGAGGCUGAAUGUGUUUCAUUAGACACAACAUACAUGACACAUCCGUCACAUCGUCCUUCAGACAUGCGCUCAUCACUGUUUCUAUGGUCAUGCCUGCCAGAGGUUUAGCUGUUCCCCUAAUUACCAGUCUUGAUGCUUAGCUAAGCUAACAACACUGUUCUCACACACACACACACACACACACACACACACACACACACACACACACACACACACACACACACACACACACACACACACACACACACACACACACACACACACACACACACACACACGUCUGAAUGAUCAGAACAAACUCGUCACAUUUUAACGACAGUUUAUUUUAAAAAGAAAAUAUUUAGCUGCGAUUGAAAAUAAAUAAUAAUCAGAAGAA
This is a messenger RNA of Scophthalmus maximus (turbot), 2681 nucleotides long. Its product is annotated as dynein regulatory complex subunit 4-like. NCBI's taxonomy places the organism in Eukaryota, Metazoa, Chordata, Actinopteri, Pleuronectiformes, Scophthalmidae. The record is from RefSeq and is a predicted model, not a curated record. Gene Ontology annotation, molecular function: microtubule binding; small GTPase binding. Gene Ontology annotation, biological process: flagellated sperm motility. The transcript is spliced from 12 exons. Gene Ontology annotation, cellular component: motile cilium; microtubule; Golgi apparatus. Bases 381 to 1793 code for a protein of 470 amino acids.